GGCCGCGCCCGCCAUGGCGGCGCCGCAGCCCCGGCGCGGUCGCGCUCGGUGACGGCUGGAGGCGGGCGGGGCGCGGAGGGACGGCAAAAUGGCGGCGCCCUCGGCUCCGCGGCCGCCCAGGCCCCGCAAGGAGCCGCAGCCGCUCGUCAUCCCGCGCAGCGCCGCCGACGAGCAGCGCCUCCGCCUCGAGAGGCUCAUGAGGAACCCGGAAAAGACCGUACCAAUUCCCGAGAAACUGAAUGAGUGGGCACCACGACCUCCCCCGGAGUUUGUUAGAGAUGUGAUGGGCUCCAGUGCUGGAGCUGGCAGUGGGGAGUUUCAUGUGUACCGGCAUCUUCGUCGCCGAGAGUACCAGAGGCAAGAUUUCAUGGAUGCCAUGGCUGAGAAGCAAAGACUAGAUGAGGAAUUCCAGAAGAAACUGGAGAGGAAUAAGAUGAUUGCAGAAGAACAAACAGCAAAACGCAGAAGGAAGCGCCAGAAGUUGAAAGAGAAGAAACUGCAAGCUAAGAAAAAUAAACUUGAACAAAAGAAACAGGAAAAAGAAUCUGAUCAAUCUCAAGAGCGAGUCAGCAGCGAGGAUGAUGAAGAGGAUAGCAAGGAGGAGGAAGAGAAGGAAGAUGAUGCCGAAGAGCCAAGUUUUGUGAUGGGAAGAGGAUGAGGCUUCUCAUGGAGAGCUGGAAACACUGUUCAUUGCUUUAUACCCAGGAGCAUGAAGCCUUUCAUCUCGGCCAAGCGGAACCCAUUGGCGUACGUUCUAUCUGCUUAACGGUGAAUGACCUUCACGUCGCAGGCCCAAGAGAUAUUGAUAGAGAAAUGCCAAAUAAGAGAGAUUUUUUUCCUUAACUGCUUGUAUAACUGCUGUGCAGUCUGCUCUGUUUGCUCUCAAGAGUCAGCUGUAAGUCUCUGUGACCCUGGAGUUCGUUCUGACAUGGCCCAGAGUGUUUUUCUGAAAGCUAAAACAUAUCCAUUACUAUUUAAGGAAGAUAUUACUGUGAGGACUGCGUAAUCUACUUCUGUCAAAGCUGGUAGCAAUCAGAUACCUGAAUCUAAGGGCAGAGUUUAACCUGAAAUAGAAAAGUGGUCUGUAGCCAGACUGUCUUGCACUGUGAGCGUUCUGAAUUUGGGGGUUUGUAUGGGGUCAUCUCUAACCCAAAGAAAUCAGUUUAUGUUGCUAGACAAGUUGUAUAGAUUUUUAAGCAGGAUCCCUUUUUUAUUGCUAAAAUUUCCCUAUUACUUUUCUUCCAUGUUUUUUAAAUUAAUAAAAGGGAUGUGUCGGAUUG
Oxyura jamaicensis (ruddy duck) is the source of this 1280-nucleotide messenger RNA. RefSeq names its product PRKR interacting protein 1 (gene PRKRIP1). The transcript has 6 exons. Gene Ontology annotation, cellular component: nucleolus. Gene Ontology annotation, biological process: negative regulation of protein kinase activity. Bases 89 to 658 code for a protein of 189 amino acids. Gene Ontology annotation, molecular function: protein kinase inhibitor activity; double-stranded RNA binding; protein kinase binding. The record is from RefSeq and is a predicted model, not a curated record. Lineage: Eukaryota; Metazoa; Chordata; Aves; Anseriformes; Anatidae.